UCACUCUGCAGGCUGUGAAGGCCUAUCCAACCUCAAAGAGAGGAUGGGGAAGCGCCGAACACUCGGGGCAAAAAGCUGGUGCUGCACUGGCCUCUACAGGUUCAAGCAGAGCUACUGCAUUCACAAAGGAGGCGUCUGCGCAGACAUGAAGAAGCAGAGCAGCUGCAGUCCUGUGACUGAGGAGAAACCGUGCAGUUUGUUCCCACACAGCAUGUCCCAACAUGGUAUUUAUGGGCAAAACUGCUUUUUAAACUGUUAUUUAUGAUUACUGUUCUCAUUUAGCAUAAAGGAUGCAGGUCAUGUCCACCUUUACGGUGUUGCUCUGGCUUCAUGACUCUCUGUUUGAAUCCAACGCCAUCAAAACGGACUUUUUCUCCAUCUACCAAACCUUCAGCACAUAAGGGUGGGCCCCGCCCCCCCCCAGGAAGCAGACUGACAGAAGGCCUGUGCAGCCACCACCGGUGGCCGUUUGGUGGAUCUGCAGCCCCCUCCUUCUUCAGUGUGGGGGGGCUUUUGUUCAGUUUACUGGGUGUUCUAAACAGUGACCCUUUAAGACUUUAAGAGACUUUUUCCUUGGGGCAGAAGAGGCAGUUUUUGUAGAAAGUGUGUCAGAACAAAAGCUGGAUCCUUCUGGAUCUGGUUCUGAUGUCACAGGGAGGUGGCGAAGCAGACCAACCCACAGCCCAACUCCUUCCUGAGGGGCAGUUCAUGUGGGGGGGCCCUUCAGCACACACCUGACGUUUUGGGGUCCUCUGGUCAGUUUGGUGGAUGGAAAAUAUCUGCCCCCCCAUUGGUGGGCAUGAGGAGAAAGCACAUAUGGACCACCAAGGCCCACUUUUCCAGAAGUUUACAGAGCCGCUCCAUCUUUACUCCAUGAAAACAUUUCUUUGGGAUUUGAACAUUUGACCAAACGUUUGUCCACAGCGGUUCUGAACUCCAGCAUGAAGGAUUCAGAUGGAAACGCUCUCUGGCGCUGAAGGCUGUGAGGUUCCGACUACAGGAAGCCGGUCGGACUGAGGGCGCUCCUGUUCUCCAGCCUGGGUGGAAUUUGAAUAGUUCAAAGGAACCGCCUGAAGCUGAUUGGUCCGGAGGAGCAUAUUUGUUGGGCGCGUGUCUGUCACUCAGUCACCCAGAGGCAGCUGACUGGUCGAGGCUGAGGUGGGCGGGUUCUCCCUGCGCCCGAAUAUAAAAGUUGGGUUUCACGGCGUCUGGAACGAUCGCUGGCUCCCAGAGUCCCGGAGCCGCGGCCGAUGUGUCCUACCGGAGCUCUCCCGGAACCACACCGUCACAACGGAGGGAGUCGGUGUCCCAGAGGGGAGACGCAGCGAUGAUCAACCCCAUGGAGUGCGCCGUGGACGCGCAAAGCCUGAUCUCCAUCUCUCUAAUGAAGAUCCACAACUCCAGGACGCAGAGGGGGGGCAUCAAGCUGCACAAAAACCUGCUGGUCUCCUACGUGCUGCGGAACGCGCGGCAGGUCUUCAUCAAGGAGAAGUACGCAGAGAUCUACCGGAUGCAGCAGUACGACGAGGUCCUGACGGUGUGCAGCGAGAUCCAGCAGCUCAACCCGCUGGAGGCGGAGGAAGAGGAGCAGCCGCGCGCCGCGUGCUGCGUGGAGGAGGAGGCGAGCGCGCAGCCCGCGGCGUCCGCGCAGCCCGCGGCGCGCUGCCGGACGCCGUGCGCUCUGGAGCCGCAGCCGGGCUUCUACCGGAGCUGCUGCAUGGAGGCUCCCCCCGCGUCGCCCUGCUUUGAGCCGGUGUCCGCCAGCAGCAGCGCCCACUGCAGCAAAACCACGGUGCUGGACCUGGACACGCAUGUGGUGACCACGGUGGAGAACGGCUUCCUCCACCAGGACUGCUGCUGCGACGCGCUGCAGGGCGGCCAGGGGGGCCAGGGCGCAGAGUCCCCGGCCAAGAAGCGCAAGGUGGAGUUCGGUUCAUCCACAUCCGACGUGGAGGAAGUGUCGGACUUUUGUCACAAACGCGCCAAACGCGAGGACUGCUGCUUCUCCAGCCCGGAAUUCACGGACACCGCCAACAUCUCCAACCUGAUCUCCAUCUUUGGUUCGGGGUUUUCGGGUCUGCUGAGCAGACAGGCGGACCUGGAGCAGAUCUGUAGCAAACAGGCACUGGCCAGCCUGGGAGCAUGGACGCGCGCGAUAGUGGCUUUCUGAGAGGAACCGGUUCUGAGAGAGACCGGCUCAGUUCUGGACCCGGUUCCGCUAAAGACAGAAAAAAAGUUCGUUUUCUAGGAUUUGAUUGUUUUCUAAUCUCUGCUCAGAUUAUUAAUUUGCACAGACUCCAAACACGGUAAACCGGUUCACUCUCGACAGAAACCGUUUCAGAUGUGAACUUAUGUGACCCAACUCCUCUGUUCGGUGAUGGUUCUGUUCCCUAAAACAACUCAGAAACCUUCCGAACUUUUUCCAGUGGACAAUGGUGACAGUUGAAAACUUGGUUCAGCAGGAAGUGUUUUUUCUGCCCCAAAGAUCACGUGACUCCCAGCAGGAGACUGAUGGAUGACUUCAGUCUGAACCUUGUGGAGGAACUGAGUCCGGCCUGCUCCUCGGAGUCCAGAUCAACUUUAUUUUUACAAGAAAAUGAAAGAUAUUUAUAAAAUAAGCGACUUUACGAUGAAAGUGUUGAAGAAGGUUCUAGUGCCAUAGAGUCAUCUGUUGACUGUUCUUUCUCUUUGGUACAGUAGUGACUUAAAUCUAAUGACAUGGAUCCACUUCUAUUGCCUUAAACCCAACACAAAGCCAGCCAUUGUGAUUCAUGUAAAGGGGCUGAAUGUCUUUCUGCUUCCAUCCUGGACCAAUUCCUACACUAACGGCCGUUUGGUGAGCCGCCUUCCAGACCCGCUCACCUUUCUGAAGCAGCUCGCGUCACAUGAUGGAGGGAAAAAGCCGCCGUUUGUCUUCAGAGUGCUCCUCACCGCACGCCGACGUCUGACAUGACAGUUUGCUACAGUCUGUGUCAUGUUGUUAUGCAGACUUUACCCAUGAUUCAUGGUUCCAGCUUUGUGAAAACGAUCCGAGUCCCAACCUGUGAUUUCCCCACAACUGGAGAGUCCAUGAGUUAGCUUUAUGAGCACAAUGUGUACCAAAAGAAAGAGUUCUUGUCCAUUCUUUGCAUAUUUGGUUGUUAUUCUUGUAUUUUUGUGCUUAAUAAAUUGUAUAUCACCGGGUUAAACUGUUCAAGAAAGUAUUUGUUUAAAUUUAUAACCUAAAUAAAAGUCAAUCUUUCAUCCAAA
Oryzias latipes (Japanese medaka) is the source of this 3249-nucleotide messenger RNA. RefSeq names its product immediate early response 5-like (gene ier5l). The record is from RefSeq and is a predicted model, not a curated record. NCBI's taxonomy places the organism in Eukaryota, Metazoa, Chordata, Actinopteri, Beloniformes, Adrianichthyidae.